GCAUUGCGGUCGGUCCGUCUCUAGGUGUCUAGCAGCAGCUACCAGCCCAGACAGCCAGCGGCAACGGGAGCGGUAUCUCUCGGUGUUUCUUUUCAAAAUUACUCGCCGUCAGAUAUUCAUAAUUAAGAGUCACUCGGCCGAAAAAUAGUGAAUCCCAACCCCGCCGCUCCGUGACCCCUGCACAGAGAUAUGAGCGGCAGCGGGCGGCCCAGGACCAGCUCGUUUGCUGAGCCGCCAGGUGUUCCCGGAGCCGCCGCAGCGUCCACCGGAUCAGCCGCUGCCGUGGGGAGCAGCACAGGAAAGUCCGGGGUCCCGCAGGCCUCCGGCAGCAGCUCGUCAGGAUGCUCCAACCUAAAGCUUGCCAGAGACAGUGGGAAGGUGACAACUGUUGUGGCCACACCUGGACAAGGGCCGGACCGUCCCCAGGAGGUCUCGUACACCGACAUCAAGGUGAUUGGUAAUGGGUCGUUUGGCGUGGUGUACCAAGCUCGUCUCAUCGACAGCCAAGAGAUGGUGGCCAUCAAGAAGGUUCUGCAGGACAAGAGGUUCAAGAAUCGGGAACUACAGAUCAUGAGGAAGCUGGACCACUGCAACAUUGUCAGACUACGUUACUUCUUCUACUCCAGCGGCGAGAAGAAAGAUGAGGUGUACCUCAACCUGGUGCUGGACUUUGUCCCUGAGACGGUCUACAGGGUUGCCAGGCAUUUUAACAAGGCCAAGAGCAUCAUUCCUAUCAUAUAUGUUAAGGUGUACAUGUACCAGUUGUUCCGCAGCCUGGCUUAUAUCCAUUCCCAGGGUGUGUGUCACAGAGACAUCAAACCCCAAAACCUGCUGGUCGACCCAGAGACUGCCAUCCUGAAGCUCUGUGACUUCGGCAGCGCCAAGCAGCUGGUCCGCGGCGAACCCAACGUGUCGUAUAUCUGCUCGCGGUAUUAUCGUGCCCCUGAGCUCAUUUUUGGUGCCACAGACUACACGGCAAACAUUGACAUCUGGUCAGCAGGCUGUGUUCUGGCUGAACUGCUGCUAGGACAGCCCAUAUUCCCUGGUGACAGCGGGGUCGACCAGCUAGUAGAGAUUAUCAAGGUGCUCGGCACACCUACAAGAGAACAGAUCCGAGAGAUGAACCCAAACUACACAGAGUUCAAGUUCCCUCAGAUCAAAGCCCAUCCAUGGACCAAGGUGUUUAAGCCUCGCACCCCUCCGGAGGCCAUUGCCCUGUGCUCCCGGCUGCUGGAGUACACGCCGGCCACGCGCCUCUCCCCGUUAGAGGCCUGUUCGCACGCCUUCUUCGACGAGCUGCGCCAGCCCAACGCACGGCUGCCCAGCGGCCGAGAACUGCCCAUGCUCUUCAACUUCAGCACCACAGAACUGUCGAUCCAGCCUCAGCUGAACUCAACGCUCAUUCCUCCACACGCACGCUCUCAGACAGCUGCUUCUUCCCACGAUGGUACCAGUUCGGAUUCGUCUCAACACAGUUCAGUACCAGGAUCUCUUAACAGCAUCUGAAGCAGCUCCUCACCUGCCUGCCUGCCUGCCAGCCUGACCCUUACCACGCAUACACACACGCACACAAACACACACACACACACAAACACACACACACACACACAGUACUGCUUUCCUCCAUGCUGCUUGCUCUCCUCUUAGGUUCCAGUCAUCUGUUUUUGUACUGUACAUGCAUUGAAGCAACCAUUAGUUCUUUAGCUGCCAGGGUUGAAACUAGAACACACAGCAAUGGUGGGAGAUUGUCGUACACACACACACGCACACAUACACCCACACACCCACACAGUUGUCUUGGUGCUGCUAAGGUGGUAUAUGAAGGUUCAAUAGUGGGGGCCGGUCCUCUGUAGUAUAACCUUUUUUUUUUUAUCGCCAUUUUUCUUAUCUCUUCUUUUUAUUUGUUUAUUUAUUUGAACAGUUGAAAGAAUCACAGUGAUCACACAGCAUUUUCUCUCUACACUUUGCUUUUUUUCCACUCAAGAUGAUAUCUCAAUGUUUUUACCUCCACAUAAGAAAAGGGGUGAACUGCACACUGCCCGACUUUUACCAGAAAUGUCCCCAAGUAGAGUAUCAGGGUAAAAAAAAAACGUAAUUCGUUGUUCAACUCAGGGCAGGAAAACGGCCUCAGGAAAUGAUGACUACUACAGCUCCUCCACCACAUUAUCUUAUCAACCCGACCUGAGUGUCGGGAUCCUGCAGGACUUCCAGGCAGUGGUUGAUUACCUGCCAAUUUGGCCAGCAGGCAAACUCAGCAGUCACAGAUGAAGUCUAUCAGUGUUUUGCUGGUUAAUGUGUUGCAUUUUUUUUUUUUUUCUUCAAACCAAAUCAUUUAGUGUGUACCCGCCCUCACUUAGUUUAAAAGUCAAAGUCAAAAACACUUCUGGACCCGUAUUUGUUUCCAGUAGCUGCAUUUGUAUUUCGCAUAAAUACCCACACUAUCAGACAGGACUGGAAGUAGUUUGCUCUGCCAGCCACUUUGUCAGAUAUCCAACCAGGUUCUUUAAAACAUAUCUGUCUGGUAAAAUGUUCAAAUGGUCCUCCUGAUGAAAAAGUUAGUUCAAACAAGUUUCCUGACCUGUCCACAGUUGUCAAUGGGCCUCACAGGGAUUGGAAUACAGUUUUUCCUUCUUCGUCGCAUUCGUUUACAUUUCCCCACAACUGCUGGUAAAAGUCAGUCUGGAUUUAGUCAAAAUAUGUCAAGCUGCCUUUUAUUUCCAGGUCUAAAGUUGGCCUAUAAAGCUUCUCUUAGGCAGCGGACCGGAGAUCGAGGGUCCUCUGUAAGCUUUUAACAAUAAUUUUAAAAUCAUUUAAACAUCCAAGAGGACUCAGGUGUUGCUGUGUUUGGAAAGGUAAUUAUGUCAAAUUUAAACAGAGUAAAAAAAAAAAAAAAAAAAAAAAACUUGAAAGAAGAAUUUAUGCUCUUGCUCACCGCCACAUAGAUUUAUUAUACUUUUAGUCAAAUGUCAGUUGUUGGUAAAUACAUGUAUGUGGUGCUCAGCAAAAGCAGCAUGUUGGAUUGUAUUUAAUGAGCCUUUUGAUAUUAAGCAGUGUCCUUAGUGGAAAAGUGCAAGAGUCAUAGUGGAGCGUCAGCAGUGAUCCGAGGUCAGUGGUGUUCAGACUCAGAGCCCCACUGCUCUCUGUCCUAGCUGCUAGUUAACUGCAUUGGUGUCCCAGGUGUUACUCAGACCCUGUUCAGACGGCGAGACUGAAAACCAGCAGGGGACGAGGCCUGAGAACCGCUGCCCUGCAUUAUUACAGCAGUAGACAAGGUAGACGUUUUUGUGCAUUUAGACUUGACCUGUCACUGCCACCUGUUCUUUCUCAGAUCUAAUAAAGUAGAAAUCAAAAGGCAUAUAUCAUAACACAACACGGAUGCCUCAUUCAGACAUUUCCAUAAUGUUUCUUGCAGUGUAAAAGCUCCCAAAGAUUUCCUUUUGGCGGGAGAACAGCGGUCAGCAGUGAAAGCAUAGUUUGAAGUUAAAGUGGGACAUUUUCUUUGGCUUCAUCUGUAAGUGAAGGCCUUCACUGUCUUGGUCUGUGCUACAAAACCAACUUCAGUGGGUGCAGGCGAUGACUGCUGAUCAGCAGCAGUUUACUGUUGUAGAAUGGUCUCAGUUUCCAAAAAAAGGGAGACUUCCACUAAAACUGACUACAGAUACUUUCAUUUUGCAAAAGUCAACAGUGUUUGCACAAUAUCCAUUUCUUUUCUAUCAGUUUUCCUCGUGAGAUUUUAAGACAAAGGGAACUGCUGUUUUGUGAUGUCGUAGUAUUUCAUUCUCCAAAGUAGGUAAAAAAAAAAAAAAAAAACAAUUAUUAAAUCAUCUGCCCUUGUAAAACAUCUGCAUUUUUGUGUCUGAUGUAGAUACUGCAAAGUGACCGGCAGUGAAAUCUUCAUAAGCCAUUGAAGACGGUACAACACCAGUGUUGUAGUGCGGCAUUUUCCCAGUUGUCAUUGUUCUUAUUGUGCUGAUUCAUAGUUUUUAACUUUAAUCAGCUUUGUUCAAUAGAAAACGGGCUGCUGCUUCAUUUUGAUUUUGAAAUCAGUUUAAAUUCAGUUCCAGGUAGCAUUAAUUUAAAAAGUCUUAUGUCUUUCAAACAACCUGCAGAUACCCUGAGUUGUGAGAUGGUACGCAGAAGUAACUUAAAGUCAGUUUUGGUGGAAUUUCCCUUUAUCAUGAAGGUCAUUUCCGUGGCGUCGUCAGGGGAGACAGAUUACCCGUGUCCUCCUAUCGUGUUUGGGAAACCUGAGCUAAAUGGAUGUUUGUCCUUCUGUUGCCAGAGGGCAGCAGAACAACUAAAGGAUCCUUGGGGAUUUUCUAUGUGUUAUUAAAUUGUGGUUGGCAAAAGACAGCUACUUUUGAAUUCUUCACAAUAACAUAUUUACUGUUUUGUCUGUGGACGAGGGGCUGUGAGUGGCAGACUGGUAGAGAGAGUCAGGAAAUGGAGAGGGCUUUAAAACGGUGUUGCAGCCGCUCUGGCACGCUGUAUUUCCAUCGGUGGAAGUUAAAGACAAAUCCCGUUUUCUGCCAGAGGACGCUACGUAGGAGCAACAUGAACGCAGUCCUGUGUUGUAUGAGAAAACCUCGGUGGGUAAAGAGACAUCAGUUUCAGUAUCUUAUCAGUGUUGCUGAGAUUUAAAGUGAAGCAGAGGAGAGGAACGUGACUGGAUGACUGGUGUCAACAGCAGAUAACAUGAACACAAAGCAGGGAUGUUCCCAUUUGAUGUGUGUGUGUGUCUGUGUGUGCAUGUAUGCAUGCGUGUGUGCGUGUGCGCGAACACCUGUUAUUAAUCAAACUGGACGAAGUCAGUGAUUCUUCAUAGUAAACCCUGUUGUCUCUGUGUGAAUGACAGAACUGCUGUGAGAGGGACUCUGUGUGUGAGACUAUAAUCCAAACUGCACAGUCUGAACAGUGUUUUAGGAUUAGAUCAGUUGACAAUGCUGAUUUUUAGGUAAAAAAACAAAUAAAAAUACUGACCACUUGAAAGCUUCUAGUUCAAGUAUUUUAUACUAUUUUAACAUGCCUCUUUGCCUGCCGUUUCAUCCUGUUUGUUUUAAGGCUUCUGCUGAGCCGACAUGCUCUUUUUUUUUUUUUUUAAGCCCUUUUCCUGGUUUACACUCAAUCUGGGAGCUUCCCAGUACAACAGUAGGGGUUUAGGCGCCUCAACAUCGGCCUGUCGAUAUGCGUUGUAGAAAAAGAGAUCGCACAGCUUUUCUCAUUCCCUUUCCCCACCAAGGUUUUCCCAGCUGCUUCUGGCUUUCAAAACUGGCAGCCUCCCAGCCGCAGGCCCUCCUCUGUCACCGCCGGGUCACCGCCGCCCACAUUUUGCUUUCCUCGGUGUAAAGAAUCCAGUCAACCUGUUGGGUUCGAUCCACGCGGUGCGUCACGUCGAUGGCGUUUACACUCAGAGCUGUCAGACGUCCUGUAGCUAUGAAAAGGUGUGAACCCGCCCCGCUGCUGCGCCCGGUGACACAAAUCAAACACAGCAUGUCUCCGAAGCCAUCCUCCCUCCCUCCGUCACACUUCCCGUCUCCUCCUCCUCCUUAUCGCACGUGUAAAUAUCACUGAUUUUUAUUUUCCUCUUUUUACUUUUUAUUACAGUGUUUAUGUCAUUGAUUUUGUUUUUUGUUUUGUUUUUUUCAUUCUUUGAACGAAGCAGUCCCAGUUUCGUUAAAGUUCUGUCGGUUUUUGUAAAUACGUCUUUUGUUUCAUGGUGUCUUUAUGAUCCAAAAUGUAAAUAGUGGGGGGGGAAAGAGAGAAAAGGAAAAAAAAGUCAACCUACUGCUUUCUUCUCAUGUUUGUUGAUGAUCUCUCUCGCUCUCCUCCUCUCUCCUGUUUUCCAGUGAGGAUUGUACUGUAGCUACUUGCAUCAUCUUUACUCGUCUCUCCCCCUCAGUCGUCCCUGUGUGGGACGCUGACACCUGACUGUUUAAUGGACAUUUUACGAGUUCUGUUCCACAAUGCUAUAUAUCAAUUUUCAGAUAUAUUCCUGAGUACUGUUAGAGGCCAUCCUGGUGGGUUAGCUGCCUUUAGCAUGUGUCAUGUAACCCUCAUCUUCUCCUAUCUAAACUGGUCCCUGUCCAGUAAAGGCAAAAUUAUCAAAAAAAAAAAAAAAAAAAAAUCCAGAGGAUCAGGCCUUUCAAAUUGUUAUUUUGUUUACUAAGGACCUAAAGCUAUAGUGCUGGACUUUUUACUCAUGAAUAAACAUUCAUUACCUUCAGUCUAAUGCCAAAUGAGUUCACACAUUGAUGAUUAAGCCCAUAAAUUGAUAAACCGUUUUGUACUGUUGCAACAUCUCAAAUCUGGUCUCUGAGGUGACUUUGUCGCGUAGGUGUAUAGUUGACCUUUAGUGACAUGUUUUACAUCACCCAGUUUCUACAGGAAUUGUAUAAUUAUAGCAUGGCCAAGUACCUCAUCCACUUUUUUUUCUUUUUCCUCCAGUUUUUCGCUGCAGGUAGAUACUGAAAGGUGUUCCCCUGAAGUCCUUUUCAAGCAGCAUUUAUGUUACUGCCACAAGAAGAGGGCAAAUCAAACAGAUCUGGAAAGUUCUGUAUUGCAGAUUUUAGAUUAUCUGUUGUCGUUAAAAAUUGUUUUCUUUUUUUUUUAAGCUAUCAGCUUAGGCCUCACUCAUUUCAGGUUGUUGAUAUUUCAUUUUGGAACAAAACUCUUGAUUUGUGUCUUGUGACAGAAUGCAAUGUACUGUACUGUGCAGUAAACCCAAUAAUGGCUACAAGUCUGGAGCAUUUUUACACAGGGAGUGUAAUAUCUGACUUGAGUAUCUCCAAAGUGUUUAGUUGGACUGAAAACCGUGUUUUCAUCUCCAGCUAAGUGCUUACCAUGGGCAUUUUUGUAUUACAGUAUAUAAAUGUGUGCUGUAUGGCAUUCAGAAUAGCUGCUAAUGAUCACAAGAUGACAGACGUAGCAACUGCAGAAGGAGCCACCUAUUAGCCGUGUGUGUGUGUGUGUGUGUGUGUGUGUGUGUGUGUGUGUGUGUGAGAGAGAGAGAGAGAGUGAGCGAAACAUGCAGGUAUACUGUUGUAGACGCACAUGACUGUUUCAGUUUCUCUGAGAUUGUGCUGUUGUCUGUGUUGAAUGCUUUUCAAACCUGUCGUGUGUUUAUAUCCUCUCUGCUAACGGAGAUCAUUGUACCUCUUAGAUGGUGACAUAUCACUUUGUUUUUUUGUUUUUAGCCCCCUUCUGGCUUUUAAUUUUCCACUCCAGUGCUGUUUCUCUGGUGUCAUUCCUGACCCAGACGGAAAGAUAGAGAGAGAAGGAGAGCGAGAGAAAAACAAACCACCUGUCUGUCUCUGUUCUGUGUGUGUAUGAUAUGGACUCAUUUAAUAAAGUGAUGAAACUGUG
This is a messenger RNA of Myripristis murdjan (pinecone soldierfish), 7362 nucleotides long. Its product is annotated as glycogen synthase kinase-3 beta-like. Gene Ontology annotation, molecular function: ATP binding; protein serine/threonine kinase activity. Lineage: Eukaryota; Metazoa; Chordata; Actinopteri; Holocentriformes; Holocentridae. The record is from RefSeq and is a predicted model, not a curated record. The coding region runs from base 190 to 1506 and encodes 438 amino acids. The transcript is spliced from 11 exons. Gene Ontology annotation, cellular component: cytosol; axon; cytoplasm. Gene Ontology annotation, biological process: insulin receptor signaling pathway; regulation of microtubule cytoskeleton organization; negative regulation of TOR signaling.